This is a messenger RNA of Triticum aestivum (bread wheat), 1236 nucleotides long. Its product is annotated as small RNA degrading nuclease 1-like. The transcript has 10 exons. Gene Ontology annotation, cellular component: nucleus. NCBI's taxonomy places the organism in Eukaryota, Viridiplantae, Streptophyta, Magnoliopsida, Poales, Poaceae. Gene Ontology annotation, molecular function: exonuclease activity; nucleic acid binding. Bases 1 to 1236 code for a protein of 411 amino acids. The record is from RefSeq and is a predicted model, not a curated record.
AUGCAACGCUGCUUCACCAGACCUACAAAGCGUACCGUCACAACCACACACUGUCCCGGCCCAACCGAAGGCAGCUUGAUAGACCGUCAGGGCUGCCUCCUUCGGCGGAGACAAUGCAGCGACACAGGCGCGCUCCUCCUCCUCCUCUUCCUCCCGCUUCCUCUGCAUGCGCUGCUCGGCAUCUGCGCGCUUGUCCGCCAGCCGGAGCUGCCGCCAAUGUUCGAGGGGUGGAAAGUAAUGCGGAUAGGAAAAGUUUCUAGUACUAUGAACGCUGGAGCCAUGUUGGCAAUUGACUGUGAGAUGGUCCUUUGCCACGAUGGUACAGAAGCUGUUGUCCGAGUAUGUGUUGUAGACAACAAACUCAAAAAAAAAAAACUGGAGGUAACAUAUUCUGUUGCAGAUUACAGGACAUACAUCACUGGUGUAUCUAAGAAGGAUUUAGAAGGAGUCACAUGCUCAUUACUUGAUAUUCAGAAAUCACUGAAGAAAAUAUUGGCCAAAGGAAAGAUUUUGGUUGGCCAUAGCUUAUAUAGAGAUCUAUAUGCUCUGAAGUUUGAUUACAGUCGAGUCAUUGAUACGGCAUACAUCUUUAAGUAUGCGAAUUUACCUACUACUUCAUCAGCUUCUUUGAACAGCCUUUGCAAGUCUGUUUGUGGGUAUUCCGUUCGGGAAGACGGAGAACCACAUAACUGCUUGAAGGAUGCAGAAGCUGCGAUGAAUCUAGUUACUGCAAAGCUCAAGCAUGGAUUUAAUGAUCCCAUCGAAAUUGCGGAGAAUAGUGUACCUGAACCUAACCAGAUGAAGUUGCUUGCUCAAAGAAUUCCAGUCUACCUUCCUUGUCAAGUGCUGCUUAAAUUUUUCUCUGGGAAUCCCAGCAUCGAUGAGAAGAUUGAUUCAAGGAUUCGAGGCGAGUUUUACUCUAUGUGUAUUUCUUUUAAUGACAUAGAUGAGACAUAUAAAGCCUUUGAUGAAUUAGAUGGCCAAGAGACUAAGGACUCCAGUGUGCGACUCCAAAAAUCAGUACUCCUGAAGCGUGACAAUGGAGAUGUCGCGGGCUUCUUUGUCCGGAAGAUGGUAUAUGGUUCCCGACUCAGCAAUUCUGAACUUUUGAAGAAGAGGCCACAUCCUACUCAGAACACGGAGCAAAAGAAAGAAGAUGCCAAUGGGGAUAAGCGAAAAAUGCAAAGAACUAGCAAGAAGCAUGUGAAGAAAGCAAAGGCACCGGUUGUCGAGUGA